AUGCCAUUGUUUAAGGUAUGUUAUCUUAUAUAUUAGGUGCUGACAUAAAGAACCCACCAUCUUUUACAGGAAACUACAGGAAUAGUAUGGCGGGUUCUUUAUGUCGGCACAUAAUAUAUCACAUUUCUUGCAUCCUUAAUAAUUUUAAACAAAGAAUUUUGAAAUUUAAAAAAAUUUUUUAUAUAUUUGUCUAGAACAUGUUCAGAUUCAAGGCCUAAUCUCAUUGGAAUUAAAUAUUUAAGCAACCGCUUCUAAUAGUACAAUGUGAAGGUGUAUUUACUAUUUUGGAUAUUUAAAUUAAUACGGAUUAACUUCGGUCUUCUGGAUCUUAUGUUUCUUCGUAACAAUGUAAAAAUGUUUUUACACAGUUUUUGGAGAUUAAAAUAUUUUGAAAUUAGUGGGGAUUAGGCAACAUAUGAUUGUAUUGUUCAAGAUGUAUGGUCUAUUAAUACUUUGUUUUUUUUAAUCUUCGGGAAAAAUGAUUACUGUAGCUUCCGGUAAAUGGUAGCAGGUUUAUUGCUCAUUUUUUGUGGUAGGGGGAGGGGGGAGGGUUGGAGUUAGAAAAAAAUGUUAUUUUAUAGGCAGGAACGAGGUUUUUUGAAGUCAGUGGUACUAUUUUGAGAAGGAGGUACAGUACUACGAUCCUGAGUCUAUAUUUGAAAAAGACCAACUAAGUUAGCACACCUGGGCUCAAAGGUAAGACUAAAACAUUGAGUUUGGUCUGGUUCCUUUGCAGAAUACCCACCAGGCCUUGAGGCUAUAUUUGAAAUGAACCGGUUGGGCCAGAACAAAUUGGCCUGAGGCUUGUGAGCCCCGCUCUAUACCAAGGCCUAACCUGGUUGCCAUACUGUCUAUGGGUGACAAAACCCAAUUGUUUGAUUAAAAUUUUAAAUCUUUGAACUUUCUCACACGUCUUAUUCACAGAGAAAAAAUAAAAUACAAAACAAAACUUUUUCAGUCGCUGAGAAAGUUUUAAAACAAAAACUUUGCUUUUUGGCGAAGCCACACACAACGUCGUUCUUAAAAAGCAAAUAUUAAAAAUGUCAUCAAAAACUUGUGUAAGAUACAAAAAGAACUUUAAUGUGUGACUUUACAUUGAAAAUUACUGUAGUAAUAAAAGUGAUAUGGCCAGAGCUAGACAGACACUUUUAGUCUAGAGGCGGGGGUCGAAAAAAUCAAGACAGAUAAAUCCACAGGGGGGACCAAGUUCAACUUUUUUUUCAAAAAUUUUUUUUCGGGGGGGGGGUGUUCUCCAUAUGACUCUUAAUUGUUGUAGUAAUGAUCGUGCUACAGCUAGAACGCUAAAACACAUUUUUUAAUAAAUUUUUAAAAAUUUUUUAAAAAAAUUAAACAAUUUUCAUUUUGUAUUAUUUUAACAUUUUUUAAUCUUUAAGUUUAAAUAUCGCCGGAUUAACCCGCUAGAUUAGUCGUUAAUCAAAUUAAAUUUGUAAACAAUUUAUUUAUUUACUAUAGCAAUUUUUAAGCACUCGGAUUGAAUGACCGAUCUUUAAUGUGAAUAUUGAAGAUAACUUCCGUUUUUUAAGCCAAGUUAUAGCAAAAUAUACUGUAACUUUGGUAGUGCAUACUAUUUUUAGAAAUAGUGUAAGGUGAUAGGGUAAAUUCAGUUAGGGUAGGAUAGGUUAAGGUAGGGUAGAAUAUGUAAUUUUAAUAAAAAAUAUAGUAGCUAGAGCUAAAGCUAGAGCUAGAGCUGAAGCUAAAGCUAGAGCUAGAGCUAAAGCUAGAGCUAGAGCUAAAGCUAGAGCUAGAGCUAGAGCUAGAGCUAGAGCUGAAGCUAAAGCUAGAGCUAGAGCUAAAGCUAGAGCUAGAGCUAGAGCUAAAGCUAGAGCUAAAGCUAGGGCUAGAGCUAGAGCUAGAGCUAAAGCUAAAGCUAAAGCUAGAGCUAAAGCUAAAGCUAAAGCUAGGGCUAGAGCUAGAGCUAGAGCUAGAGCUAAAGCUAGAGCUAGAGCUAGAGCUAGAGCUAAAGCUAGAGCUAGAGCUAGAGCUAGAGCUAAAGCUAGAGCUAGAGCUAGAGCUAGAGCUGAAGCUAAAGCUAGAGCUAAAGCUAGAGCUAGAGCUAGAGCUAGAGCUAGAGCUAGAGCUAGAGCUAGAGCUAGAGCUAGAGCUAGAGCUAAAGCUAGAGCUAGAGCUGAAGCUAAAGCUAGAGCUAGAGCUAAAGCUAGAGCUAGAGCUAGAGCUAAAGCUAGAGCUAGAGCUAGAGCUAUAGCUAGAGCUAGAGCUAGAGCUAGAGCUAAAGCUAAAGCUAGAGCUAAAGCUAAAGCUAAAGCUAGAGCUAGAGCUGAAGCUAAAGCUAGAGCUAGAGCUAGAGCUAAAGCUAAAGCUAGAGCUAGAGCUAGAGCUAGAGCUAGAGCUAGAGCUAAAGCUAGAGCUAGAGCUGAAGCUAAAGCUAGGGCUAGAGCUAGAGCUAAAGCUAAAGCUAGAGCUAAAGCUAAAGCUAGAGCUAGAGCUAGAGCUAGAGCUGAAGCUAAAGCUAGAGCUAGAGCUAAAGCUAAAGCUAGAGCUAGAGCUAGAGCUAGAGCUAAAGCUAGAGCUAGAGCUAGAGCUAGAGCUGAAGCUAGAGCUAAAGCUAGAGCUAGAGCUAAAGCUAGAGCUAGAGCUAGAGCUAAAGCUACAGCUAGAGCUAGAGCUAGAGCUAGAGCUAGAGCUAGAGCUAGAGCUAGAGCUAGAGCUAGAGCUAAAGCUAGAGCUAAAGCUAGGGCUAGAGCUAGAGCUAGAGCUAAAGCUAAAGCUAGGGCUAGAGCUAGAGCUAGAGCUAAAGCUAGAGCUAGAGCUAGAGCUAGAGCUAGAGCUAGAGCUAGAGCUAAAGCUAAAGCUAGGGCUAGAGCUAGAGCUAGAGCUGAAGCUAAAGCUAGAGCUAAAGCUAGAGCUAGAGCUAGAGCUAGAGCUAAAGCUAAAGCUAGAGCUAGAGCUAGAGCUAGAGCUGAAGCUAAAGCUAGGGCUAGAGCUAGAGCUAGAGCUAAAGCUAAAGCUAGAGCUAAAGCUAAAGCUAGAGCUAGAGCUAGAGCUAGAGCUAAAGCUAGAGCUAAAGCUAGAGCUAGAGCUGAAGCUAAAGCUAGAGCUAGAGCUAGAGCUAGAGCUAGAGCUAGAGCUAGAGCUAAAGCUAGAGCUAAAGCUAGAGCUAGAGCUAGAGCUAGAGCUAAAGCUAAAGCUAGAGCUAGAGCUAGAGCUAGAGCUGAAGCUAAAGCUAGGGCUAGAGCUAGAGCUAGAGCUAAAGCUAAAGCUAGAGCUAAAGCUAAAGCUAGAGCUAGAGCUAGAGCUAGAGCUAAAGCUAGAGCUAAAGCUAGAGCUAGAGCUGAAGCUAAAGCUAGAGCUAGAGCUAGAGCUAGAGCUAAAGCUAGAGCUAGAGCUAGAGCUAGAGCUAAAGCUAAAGCUAGAGCUAGAGCUAGAGCUAGAGCUGAAGCUAAAGCUAGGGCUAGAGCUAGAGCUAGAGCUAAAGCUAAAGCUAGAGCUAAAGCUAAAGCUAGAGCUAGAGCUAGAGCUAGAGCUAGAGCUAGAGCUAGAGCUAGAGCUAGAGCUAGAGCUAGAGCUAGAGCUAGAGCUAGAGCUAAAGCUAGAGCUAAAGCUAGAGCUAGAGCUAGAGCUAGAGCUAAAGCUAAAGCUAGAGCUAGAGCUAGAGCUAGAGCUGAAGCUAAAGCUAGGGCUAGAGCUAGAGCUAGAGCUAAAGCUAAAGCUAGAGCUAAAGCUAAAGCUAGAGCUAGAGCUAGAGCUAGAGCUAGAGCUAGAGCUGAAGCUAAAGCUAGAGCUAGAGCUAGAGCUAGAGCUAAAGCUAGAGCUAGAGCUAGAGCUGAAGCUAAAGCUAGAGCUAGAGCUAGAGCUAGAGCUAGAGCUAGAGCUAGAGCUGAAGCUAAAGCUAGAGCUAGAGCUAGAGCUAGAGCUAGAGCUAAAGCUAGAGCUAGAGCUAGAGCUAGAGCUAGAGCUAGAGCUAAAGCUAGAGCUAGAGCUAGAGCUAGAGCUAGAGCUAAAGCUAGAGCUAGAGCUAGAGCUAGAGCUAGAGCUAAAGCUAAAGCUAGAGCUAGAGCUAGAGCUGAAGCUAAAGCUAGAGCUAGAGCUAGAGCUAAAGCUAGAGCUAGAGCUAGAGCUAGAGCUAGAGCUAAAGCUAGAGCUAGGGCUAGAGCUAGAGCUAAAGCUAAAGCUAGAGCUAGAGCUGAAGCUAAAGCUAGAGCUAGAGCUAAAGCUAAAGCUAGAGCUAGAGCUAGAGCUAGAGCUAGAGCUAGAGCUGAAGCUAAAGCUAGGGCUAGAGCUAGAGCUAGAGCUAAAGCUAAAGCUAGAGCUAAAGCUAAAGCUAGAGCUAGAGCUAGAGCUGAAGCUAAAGCUAGAGCUAGAGCUAAAGCUAGAGCUAGAGCUAGAGCUAGAGCUAAAGCUAGAGCUAGAGCUAGAGCUAGAGCUGAAGCUAAAGCUAGGGCUAGAGCUAGAGCUAAAGCUAAAGCUAGAGCUAGAGCUAGAGCUGAAGCUAAAGCUAGGGCUAGAGCUAAAGCUAGAGCUAGAGCUAGAGCUAGAGCUAGAGCUAGAGCUAAAGCUAGAGCUAGAGCUAGAGCUAGAGCUAGAGCUAAAGCUAAAGCUAAAGCUAGGGCUAAAGCUAGAGCUAGAGCUGAAGCUAAAGCUAGAGCUAGAGCUAAAGCUAGAGCUAGAGCUAAAGCUAGAGCUAGAGCUAGAGCUAGAGCUAGAGCUAGAGCUAGAGCUAGAGCUAGAGCUAGAGCUAAAGCUAGAGCUAGAGCUAGAGCUAGAGCUAGAGCUAGAGCUAGAGCUGAAGCUAAAGCUAGGGCUAGAGCUAGAGCUAGAGCUAAAGCUAAAGCUAGAGCUAAAGCUAAAGCUAGAGCUAGAGCUAGAGCUAGAGCUGAAGCUAAAGCUAGAGCUAGAGCUAAAGCUAGAGCUAGAGCUAGAGCUGAAGCUAAAGCUAGAGCUAGAGCUAGAGCUAGAGCUAAAGCUAGAGCUAGAGCUAGAGCUAGAGCUAGAGCUAGAGCUAGAGCUAGAGCUGAAGCUAAAGCUAGGGCUAGAGCUAGAGCUAGAGCUAAAGCUAAAGCUAGAGCUAAAGCUAAAGCUAGGGCUAGAGCUAAAGCUAGAGCUAGAGCUAGAGCUAGAGCUAGAGCUGAAGCUAAAGCUAGGGCUAGAGCUAAAGCUAAAGCUAGAGCUAGAGCUGAAGCUAAAGCUAGGGCUAGAGCUAAAGCUAGAGCUAGAGCUAGAGCUAGAGCUAGAGCUAAAGCUAGAGCUAGAGCUAGAGCUAGAGCUAGAGCUAAAGCUAAAGCUAAAGCUAGGGCUAAAGCUAGAGCUAGAGCUGAAGCUAAAGCUAGAGCUAGAGCUAAAGCUAGAGCUAGAGCUAAAGCUAGAGCUAGAGCUAGAGCUAGAGCUAGAACUAAAGCUAGAGCUAGAGCUAAAGCUAGAGCUAGAGCUAGAGCUAGAGCUAGAGCUAGAGCUAGAGCUAGAGCUAGAGCUAAAGCUAGAGCUAGAGCUAGAGCUAGAGCUAGAGCUAGAGCUAGAGCUGAAGCUAAAGCUAGGGCUAGAGCUAGAGCUAGAGCUAAAGCUAAAGCUAGAGCUAAAGCUAGAGCUAGAGCUAGAGCUGAAGCUAAAGCUAGAGCUAGAGCUAAAGCUAGAGCUAGAGCUAGAGCUGAAGCUAAAGCUAGAGCUAGAGCUAGAGCUAGAGCUAGAGCUAGAGCUAGAGCUAGAGCUAGAGCUAGAGCUAGAGCUAGAGCUAGAGCUAGAGCUGAAGCUAAAGCUAGGGCUAGAGCUAGAGCUAAAGCUAGAGCUAAAGCUAAAGCUAGGGCUAGAGCUAAAGCUAGAGCUAGAGCUAGAGCUAGAGCUAGAGCUGAAGCUAAAGCUAGGGCUAGAGCUAAAGCUAAAGCUAGAGCUAGAGCUGAAGCUAAAGCUAGGGCUAGAGCUAAAGCUAGAGCUAGAGCUAGAGCUAGAGCUAAAGCUAGAGCUAGAGCUAGAGCUAGAGCUAGAGCUAAAGCUAAAGCUAAAGCUAGGGCUAAAGCUAGAGCUAGAGCUGAAGCUAAAGCUAGAGCUAGAGCUAAAGCUAGAGCUAGAGCUAAAGCUAGAGCUAGAGCUAGAGCUAGAGCUAGAACUAAAGCUAGAGCUAGAGCUAGAGCUAGAGCUAGAGCUAAAGCUAAAGCUAGGGCUAGGGCUAGAGCUAGAGCUAAAGCUAAAGCUAGAGCUAAAGCUAAAGCUAGAGCUAGAGCUAGAGCUAGAGCUAGAGCUAGAGCUAGAGCUGAAGCUAAAGCUAGGGCUAGAGCUAGAGCUAGAGCUAAAGCUAAAGCUAGAGCUAAAGCUAAAGCUAGAGCUAGAGCUAGAGCUGAAGCUAAAGCUAGGGCUAGAGCUAGAGCUAGAGCUAAAGCUAAAGCUAGAGCUAAAGCUAAAGCUAGAGCUAGAGCUAGAGCUGAAGCUAAAGCUAGAGCUAGAGCUAAAGCUAAAGCUAGAGCUAGAGCUAGAGCUAGAGCUAAAGCUAGAGCUAGAGCUAGAGCUAGAGCUAGAGCUAGAGCUAGAGCUAGAGCUAGAGCUAGAGCUAGAGCUAGAGCUAGAGCUAGAGCUAGAGCUGAAGCUAAAGCUAGGGCUAGAGCUAGAGCUAAAGCUAAAGCUAGAGCUAGAGCUGAAGCUAAAGAUAGAGCUAGAGCUAGAGCUAGAGCUAAAGCUAGAGCUAGAGCUAGAGCUAGAGCUAAAGCUAAAGCUAAAGCUAAAGCUAGGGCUAAAGCUAGAGCUAGAGCUGAAGCUAAAGCUAGAGCUAGAGCUAAAGCUAGAGCUAGAGCUAAAGCUAGAGCUAGAGCUAAAGCUAGAGCUAGAGCUAGAGCUAGAGCUAGAGCUAGAGCUAGAGCUAAAGCUAGAGCUAGAGCUAGAGCUAGAGCUAGAGCUAGAGCUAGAGCUAGAGCUAGAGCUAGAGCUAGAGCUAGAGCUAGAGCUAGAGCUAAAGCUAGAGCUAGAGCUAGAGCUAGAGCUAAAGUUAAAGCUAGAGCUAGAGCUAAAGCUAGAGCUAGAGCUAGAGCUAGAGCUAGAGCUAGAGCUAAAGCUAGAGCUAGAGCUAGAGCUAGAGCUAAAGUUAAAGCUAGAGCUAGAGCUAAAGCUAAAGCUAGAGCUAGAGCUAGAGCUAGAGCUAAAGCUAAAGCUAGAGCUAGAGCUAAAGCUAAAGCUAGAGCUAGAGCUAAAGCUAAAGCUAGAGCUAGAGCUAGAGCUAAAGCUAAAGCUAGAGCUAGAGCUAGAGCUAGAGCUAAAGCUAAAGCUAGAGCUAGAGCUAAAGCUAAAGCUAGAGCUAGAGCUAAAGCUAAAGCUAGAGCUAGAGCUAAAGCUAAAGCUAGAGCUAGAGCUAAAGCUAAAGCUAGAGCUAGAGCUAGAGCUAGAGCUAAAGCUAAAGCUAGAGCUAGAGCUAGAGCUAGAGCUAGAACUAGAACUGGGGCUAGGACUAGAGUUAGGGUUCUGGGCUAGGGAUUUGAGUUAA
Molecule: messenger RNA, 7438 nt
Organism: Bursaphelenchus okinawaensis
Lineage: Eukaryota; Metazoa; Nematoda; Chromadorea; Rhabditida; Aphelenchoididae
Source: the annotation of a GenBank genome assembly